UUACUGAACCAUAAUGUUUAUUUUCGCGAACAUUGAUUGCAAACGGCGUUAAAAAAAUCUGAAUGUUUCCAUGAAUCGUACUAGUUUUGCAUGCCUAAUCACCAGGCUUGCAUGGCUGCAUCAGACGGGGCUGCUGGUACGCUAUAUAUAAAAACGAAGAACACAACGAUAUAGUUUGUCACUUGAUUACAUUUAUUGUCAAUCUUUCGUGUCUUUAUCAUCAGGACUCCCCGAGGGCAUUAAAUUUAGAGAUUCUCAUUAUGACGGUGCAAUCUCUCAAACUCCUCAAUCUGGCCUUAACCAUCGCCGUCGCCCAGAUUCUACUCGCAGAUCCCCUGCAUGGAUGUUGCCACCAGACACAAACUCCAUGCACCCCUCCUCCUACUCCUGAUCCAUGCCGUCAAAUCCCCUUAGAGCAGAUCCAGACGAGUCAGAUUAUCGAAGCCAAGGAUCGCGGCAUCAUCGAUUACCUCCGCGCCGACAAGACGCGGACCUACCAAAACCAACAGCCGAUCAUAGAAGAGUUCACCACGGAGCAGCAGGCCCGAAUCUUGGAGGUGUAUGGAGGAUUUGGGAGGAACCGACAGGUCUAUGACACCCUUCUUUGGGACGGCGAAGGGGUCUACAACAACGAGACCGGCAACGAGACAGCACCUUACCCGGUACCAACCAAAUUUGUCCCCCGUAAACGCAGAGACGCAGUAGCAGCUCCAGGAGUUUCCAUCUGCCCUGUCAACAACAUCAUGACGACCCUCAUCACUGCAUUCAACACUGAUGAUGAGCCGCUACAGAUUGUCCAAUUCCCGGGAUUCAAUCAAUGGGUUCUACGUCAAAAGUGUGUUAAAUCAUUAUCGCCUCACGGUCAAUUGUCCGGAGGUUCGAGCUCAACACUGGUGGACAUCUCGUGCCACACCAUUCAGAGGGCCGUCUACCUCGUCGCUAUCCGUCUCGACGACAAUGUAACACUCGCGGAUAUCGAUGUUCAAGAAGUCCAAGUGGAGUCGUGUGCAAGUUUUGGACCGUAGUUGUACAUUUACCGAUUUCCCAUCAAGUGAUGCAUAUAUGCCUUCAAACUUGUGUAUGCGAAACGCUCCACCAUCAUAAAAAAAUGGUGUAUAAUGUAUAUAUUUCUACCUGACCUGAAUAAUUAUGUUAAGGUUUCAUGAACUAGGUCGAUACUUUCUAAGUUAUGACAUCUAAAAAACUUUAACCUCGGUUAAGAUUUCAAUGUUGACGUCGCCGCGGCUAGUCUCACUGUGCAUACGCAGGCGAGACAAAAAAUGCAUCAAUCAUAAUUGUUGUGUAUUAGAAAAAAAAAUGAAAAGUUCUCUUUUUACCAUAUAUUAUUGUUAUAAUUUAUUAUGUGGCCAAUUUUCACCUUUUCUCAAACGACUUUCCAUUUGGGUUUGUUUUUCCUUUAAAAAUGUGGACAAAAAAAUUAUGAAUGUAUAUGUCAUGAAUGGCUGGAAUAUGGAAAGCCAAUUAAACCAAAUGGGUUUUCAAAUAUUCUAGUGGCAUUGGCUGAAGUUGAAAUAAGCAGAUUUUGGUUUAUUCAUAUACAUUUUUUUUGUGCAAAGUACACUCUAAAUUCUAAGGAUAGAAAAUAAAUCCAGAUUGGCUGUGAAUAGUGACCAGCCGAAUAUCAGAUUUAGAUUUAAACCUUGUUGAUUUAGAAAUAAAUCUAAAAGAUUUGAAUUUAAAUCUUUUGAGAUUUAAAAGUUAAUCCUUAAGAUUAAAAAUAAAUUCAAAAUUCGUCUGGUCACUACAUUCACAGCCAAGCUUCAAGGAACUGACAGCAUUUUGUGAAAAGGAGAUUUUUCACUAUUUUUAAUAAGCCACUGAAAUUCUUGCAUCUGAUUGGCUCAGAGCAAAUUUUAGAGUGCAUACUUACCAAAAACUAUACAGUGUAUGAGACUGAAUUCCAUCUCCCUUAUUUAUAUGAAUUUUAUAUAUUUUUUAAAACUAUGUUAAGAAGAAAAAAAGCUCAUUCUAUGACUCUUCAUGUACCAGCAAUUGUUACUUUGUGUACAUCUAAACAAUAUUAUUUAUAAACAUGCUUUAAUUUGGCAAUGGCUUAGAUCACUGUAACAUCACAUUUACAAGAGCCAUUUAUUAAGGUAUGUUCCCCCCUCUCCCCCUGCUUCAAGGAACUGACAGCAUUUUGUGAAAAGAGAUUUCUUCACUAUUUGUAAUAAGCCACUGAAAUUCUUGCAUCUGAUUGGCUCAGAGCAAAUUAGUUGGUAAAAAUAACUGGUAAGAUACUUCAUGGAGCAUGCCCAAGAUGUCUAGCUGACAAUGAAAUGACAUCAUGUGCGUGCACAUCCAUGCCGUCAUAAUAUCAUAGCGCCCUCCCUCAGAGGAUGUAGUGAUUUAUGUGGAGCGAGUUGUCAGAGAUGCGCCAGCUGCAGAUCACCAAGGCAUGCAAGGCAAUGGCUUUAGCCUCUAAGAUGGCUGCGUGACGACAUCAUUCAUGCAUAAGGUCUAUUGCUCCAUGACAAUCACCAAUCAAGAUCAGAGGGACCAGAACCCUUGUAAUUAGAGAUGCUUUUUUUUUUUAAAUAUCUCUUGUAUACAAAUAAUUUUGUUACAUACUCUGUUUAUUGUAUUUUGCUAAUGUCGUUCAUGGAAAAGUUGCAGAAAUCAAUAAAUGAAAAUGAAACUUUCCAGUA
Messenger RNA from Lytechinus pictus (painted urchin), 2669 nucleotides. RefSeq lists its product as uncharacterized. The coding region runs from base 261 to 1025 and encodes 254 amino acids. The record is from RefSeq and is a predicted model, not a curated record. Lineage: Eukaryota; Metazoa; Echinodermata; Echinoidea; Temnopleuroida; Toxopneustidae. The transcript has 2 exons.